AUGAGUUACUCCCACAACCUAAUUAUAUCACUACUCUUAGGCGUCAUUCGGGCGUUCGGCCACGCGCAAUCUCUACCAGGCUAUGGCGGCGGACUACCAGCACUGGUGACUGUCACAGCAACGGUUACCAUUUAUCAGAGCUGCGAAGGUCAAACGUCGAGUCUCAGCUCCAUGAUAUCGAAAUCCCAGUCAGAUGAAACUCAUUUGGUAUCCACGACGCAGCCAUUAAGUUUCCAAACAACUACUGAACAUGAAAGUCAUUCAGCAAAGACGACUCACUCGAGCCAUUCUGCGAGAACUACUCGGACGCAUCAUCAUUCGAUCGACACCACAACAUUUGCAUUGUCCUCGAAAUCCUCGGACCUUUUGAGCAGCAAUUCUUCAGCACAAGGAGUCUUUUCAACUUCUGCCUCCACAGACGACUGUGAAGAAUCAAGUACAAGCAUCAAGCAUUUGACUACUCACUUGACUCGAACGAGCUUCAGCACCAGUACAAUAUACGUAACAAGCUCACUUGAUCCUUCGUUUUCGUCUGCGAGGCUGGUUUCGAGCUCUUAUUUGUCCAGCACGUCCUCAGACAUUCGUUCACGUCUAUCGAGUGUUUUGUCGACUCUGAUCACUCCCGUAGUUUCAACAUCUAAGUCUUCAAGUACCGAUUUGAUCACUCACUUGACUCAGACGGUGUUCUCCACAAGUACCAUCGAGGUACAUCAAUCAUCGAGUAAACUUGAUGAUUCAUCGUCGAGUUCAGAAUCCAGACCUGGCACAUCGUUGAAACUUCACUCCACGUCGACCAGUACCGUGCUAGGUAUUGGCUCAACAAGUAUCAUCAGCAUCUCGUCGAUCCCUAGCAAAGUGUCAAUAUCCACUCGACCAACAAGUACCGAUUUGAUCCCUCACUUGACGCGGACAGUAUUUUCAACAAGUACUAUCGCAGUGGAGCGAUCGUCAAGCACACUUGAUGGUCCGUCAUCGACAUUGAAACCCUCGUCUGGGACAUCACUGAAACUUCACUCUGCUUCGAUCAGUCCCUCACUUCUCUCAAGUGCAUCCUCGAUUCCUAUCAGGUCGUUAACGUCGUUUCAUGCCACCAUUACCGACAUGACAACCUCUCUGACCAGGACGAGCUUCAGUACUAGCACAAUAUAUGUAAAUCGCUCCUCCGCUGCACCCAGUGCUCAUCUGUCAUCGGCGAAGUCCACGCUGGGAAUACCAACAUCAUUGUCAACAUCCUUACUCUCCCCAUUAUCGAGCAUUUCAUCACAUACCUCGUUUUCUCUGUUAUCAAGCAUCUCUUCCUCUUCCAGCGUUUCAUCCAGCCCUGCCCAAUCAACGAGCGCCCAGCCAACAACGUAUCUCACUCGAACAACCUUGGAUUUCAGCACCAGCACGAUAUACGUGAACCCAUCAUCAGACUUACCGUCAUCUGGAUUCUCGUCAACCUCGGUAUCCUCAGCAGGACUGUCCAGCAUUUCCUCACAGAGAUCUGAGAAACGCUCAUAUAGCCACAAACCCUCCUCAAAGACCUCCACAGCGAAAGAGGUCUCAAUUCCAACCUCAAGCAAGGCUACGUCAGAAUUGUUAGAGCCUUCGCACCACUCAAUCUCAUCGCCACUUUCUUCCAAGCCCACGACUUCGGAGCCACCAUGCACUGAUGAGACCGCCUCCCCUAGCACGCCAGGAGGCUACGGACUCCCACCGAUUUAUACCCCACCAUCAAACACUAGAGAAAUCACGCCUCCUAGCAUACCUGGAGGCUAUGGAUUACCACCCAGUUACACUCCACCAUCCAGCAUAGAAGAGACCACUUCUCUCAGCACGCCAGGGUACUACCGACUCCCGCCAGUCUACGGUCCACCAUCAAGCAACACAGCAGAAACCACCACGCCAGCAGGAUUCGGCUAUGACUACUCUCCAUUGCCAACUUACAUCCCAACAAGCACAGAAGAGAUCCAAACCGCCACGCCAGCGGACUACGGCUCACCACUCGAUUUCACCUUACCGCCAUUAUAUAUCCCGCCACCGGCUCUGCCAUCGCUCUAUUCACGUGCAGAGAGCGAUUCGUCGAGAAUCAAAGGCAGGGGCAUUAUUAAAGCUUUUGCUGCUAUGUCGGUUGCAGCACUUGCUGCUGGAUAA
This is a messenger RNA of Mollisia scopiformis, 2136 nucleotides long. RefSeq lists its product as uncharacterized. Bases 1 to 2136 code for a protein of 711 amino acids. The transcript has 2 exons. The record is from RefSeq and is a predicted model, not a curated record. NCBI's taxonomy places the organism in Eukaryota, Fungi, Ascomycota, Leotiomycetes, Helotiales, Mollisiaceae.